Lactuca sativa (garden lettuce) is the source of this 531-nucleotide messenger RNA. RefSeq lists its product as uncharacterized. Lineage: Eukaryota; Viridiplantae; Streptophyta; Magnoliopsida; Asterales; Asteraceae. The record is from RefSeq and is a predicted model, not a curated record.
CCAUCGGACUUGAAAAAAGGUCAAUUCUUUCAUUUGAAUCGCAAUCAUAUCCAUAUCAUGGCUCAUUCACUAACCCAUGCGGUUGUACCCAUCUCAACCACCACGACUCCUCCGUCAAAAAACACAUCCUUCCGUCCAUCUCUUUGCCAUAUUCCUCGCAGGGAUGUUGCGUUGUGCUUGAUUGGUGCAGUGUUUGGGUUGAGCAUCGUGGGUGAUAGGAGUGCAGAUGCAGCAGCAAGGCGGCCCCCACCACCUACUCCAACAGAGAAGAAGGACCCGAAUGUAAGUGGUGUAUUGGCUAAGGUAAUAGCUAGCAAGAAGAGGAAGGAAGCAAUGAAAGAGAGCAUCGCCCAGCUAAGGCAGAAAGGGAAGGCCAUCAAUGAGCCAUCAACACCAACAGAAUGAGUGAAACUCAUUAAUAUAUGGUUCUUUUAGAAAACCAACCAUAGACUUUAACUCAAUGGUUAAGCCUCGUUGUAUUGAGCGUUACUCAAGAUUAUAAUAAAAUUCAUAUUGAUUGUUUUUAUCAAA